AUGGUCCGCCUCGCCACUUUUGUCCUCUCUUUGGCUUGCUCUGCCUUGGCCUCUCCCGUUUCGAAGACAUCUGGUUCUUCUUUGUCUGAUGUCAGUGACGUUGGAUCUGCCAUUCAUGAGUGGGCCAUCUCGAAGGCAAUCACGAAGCCCGCCAUUGUCUGUGACAUGACUUGCAGGGCCUGCUCAGCCAAACCCGCCCCAAAGAAAGGCAAAGACGCACCCAAAGGCAAGGCGCCUAACAAGACACCCAGCAAGAUCCCUAGCAGAAUCCCUGGCAAGGCACCUAGCAAAAUCCCUAGCAGGAUCCCUAGCAAAGGGAGGGGCAAGGGCAACGGCAAAUCCAUUCCUCGCUCUCUGGAACUAGGAGAGAGGUCUUUGGAUGAUAUUGAGGACCUUUGGGGAACCGAUGCAUCGGCAGCAAACGAAUAUGUCAUGGAGCAGAUUGACAGUGUCGCUGGAAAGGACGACGAGUUGGACUGGAACCUUAUCCAGCAUGAUGCUGUCUCAGGGCAAGGAUCUUGGGGUGAAAAGCCCUUGCGGAAGUACAUCCGGGGUCUUAUGGGCUGCACUGGCAUCGUCAUCGUCUCUGACAAGGGCUACUGGUUCGCUCAUUUUAUGGACACUGGUUUCCUCGAUCGCGGAGACAACUGGAAGAACAAGAUCAUCAAGCCUCUCCAGCAGGGUACCAACAAAUUCAUCACCCCUCGAUCACUAGCCAAGUCCGGCGGCAUUCUUAACAAGGCCAACAAUGUCAAGAUCUACGUCUCAACACCCCGUACCAAGACGUCCUCAGAGCGAAAUCCAGUCCUUCUGUACAAGGCCAAGGUCGACGAGCUUUUGUCUCAUAUCACUGGACGAGGCGAGCCCUUGAACGGUGUUCAGGUCAUUACCCGCGGUUAUCUCAAGCCCGAGAGUGAGGCAGAGCUUGAAGCGUUCCACAACAGAGCCAAUGGAAAGGUCCUUAUCGAGUACGACAACAACCAGCUGGAUGUCGACGGAAAGCAGCCAAACCCUAAAGAGCGCAUGUACCGUAUCUGGCUUGAGCACAAGUACUACGAGCACAGGUUCCGCUAA
This is a messenger RNA of Fusarium subglutinans, 1074 nucleotides long. RefSeq lists its product as uncharacterized. The transcript is spliced from 3 exons. NCBI's taxonomy places the organism in Eukaryota, Fungi, Ascomycota, Sordariomycetes, Hypocreales, Nectriaceae. The record is from RefSeq and is a predicted model, not a curated record. Bases 1 to 1074 code for a protein of 357 amino acids.